Fonsecaea nubica is the source of this 1512-nucleotide messenger RNA. RefSeq lists its product as hypothetical. Gene Ontology annotation, biological process: DNA strand elongation involved in DNA replication; DNA replication. NCBI's taxonomy places the organism in Eukaryota, Fungi, Ascomycota, Eurotiomycetes, Chaetothyriales, Herpotrichiellaceae. The transcript has a single exon. Gene Ontology annotation, cellular component: delta DNA polymerase complex. Gene Ontology annotation, molecular function: DNA binding. The coding region runs from base 1 to 1512 and encodes 503 amino acids. The record is from RefSeq and is a predicted model, not a curated record.
AUGGCUCCUCUAAAGAGUCUGCUGCGGCCCUGGCAAAAGGACGACAAAUAUGACCAGAGACGAAGAGCCCCGUCUUCCUACGAUCCCCUCUAUUCCUACCGAUUAUCCCGAGGCGACACCAAACAAUACCACCAGCAAUUCGGUGACAUGUACUUUUUGCGCCUGGCCAAGUUGAAACCCGUGGUGGAGAAGAUUGCUGAAGAAGACUGGGCCGACUUCGAGAUCGCAGGAGAAAAGGCACAGAGAGUGGACAGGGUGCUAGAUGUCCGUCAAGGCCAAUUGUGCUGGGUUGUGGGAACAAUCUACAUGGACAUGCCUCUGAAACCGAACAUUCUGGAGGAUAUAUCGAAAGAGCACUGGGUUGCAGGCGCACCACCGCGACAGUCAUACUUGACUGCAGAUGGGGAAACACAGAUCAUGCUGGAGGACGAAUCUGGCCGACUUCGAUUAGCAGGAGCAACCCUAAAAAGCAGCUUGUUGGUCACCGGCGUCAUUGUCGCUGUGCUGGGUACCGAAACCGCAAAUGGAGACUUUGACGUGCUGGAUCUACACAUCCCUGACCUACCGCGACAGCCCAAGAGAUGGGAACGGGACGAAGAGGAAGACACACGAAUGCAGGUCGAUCAACAACGAAAGAAGAUCGCUCUCAUCAGCGGGCUUGACUUUUCCGAGACCGAGGCUGACACACUGAAUGUUUCACUUCUCUCUGAAUUCCUGCUUGCAGAGGCCUUGGACGAAGACGAUCGGGAGGAAGCCAGCAAAAUCUCUCGCCUCAUAAUUGCGGGCAAUUCUAUCGCGUCCGACCUGCUUUCAGGUCAUCAAAUGUCGAUUGAAGACGGCAAGAAGCCUGGAAACCGCAGAUACGGCUACGACGCGGCUUCGUACAAUCCCACACCAACGUCCCAUCUCGACCAGUUCCUCGCCGAGCUCCUCCCCAGCAUCCCAAUUACAAUAAUGUCAGGCGAACAAGACCCCGCAAAUGCAAGCUUACCGCAACAGCCAAUCCAUCCAGCCAUGUUGCCGCACUCUCGGGCUUACGCCACCACUAAUAUCGCCGAGCCAGAAGAAGAGGAGCCAGGAUGGCUGGACAGUGUGACGAACCCUUGGGAUGGCGAUGUGGACGGCUGGCGAUUCAUGGGCAACAGCGGCCAGCCUGUGGACGACAUCCUCAGGUACGUGGACCUUGGGGGUCCGGAAGGGAAAGGGGCAGACGGGAGAUUGGAGGUCAUGGCGAGCAUGUUGCGCUGGCGAUGUGGCGCCCCAACCGCUCCAGAUACCCUCUGGUGCUAUCCAUUCCAAGAUCGCGACCAAUUUGUCAUUGAAGAGUGUCCGCACGUCUUCUUCGUGGGAAACCAGCCGAGAUUUGAUACUACGGUCAUUGACGGUCCCGACGGGCAGCAAGUCCGACUCAUCGCGAUCCCACGUUUUCACGAAACUGGAGAGCUUGUGCUGGUCGAUUCCGAGACGCUGGAGGUUGAGGUAGUCCGGUUUGACAUUCACGAUCCUGCUUAG